Molecule: messenger RNA, 1825 nt
Organism: Corylus avellana
Lineage: Eukaryota; Viridiplantae; Streptophyta; Magnoliopsida; Fagales; Betulaceae
Product: serine/threonine-protein kinase 52
Biological process (GO): protein phosphorylation
Cellular component (GO): plasma membrane
Molecular function (GO): protein serine/threonine kinase activity; ATP binding
Source: RefSeq, a predicted model, not a curated record
GAGGAGACCAAAGUGGGUCAGAGGCACACGUUAUGCUCAGGCAGUUCCAUGUGCCCCCACGUGGACGAUGAUCGGCGAAGAAAUACAAAACCACAGCAGAGCUUAACAUUUGUGGUGGAAAGCAAAGAAAGACGACCUAUAACAGCAGCAGCAGCAGCAGCAGCGGACUCUCUCACUGUUCUCUGAUCUUCCUGCGAAGCUGACAGAGAAAGAAAGCAGAGAUGGAGAAGGGGAGUGAUGGGUUUGUGAGGGCGGAUCAGAUUGAUCUGAAGAGCUUGGAUGACCAGCUGGCGAGGCACCUCAACAGGGUGUUGACCAUGGAGAAGAACAAGAAGAAAGAGGAAGAUACAGUUGAUAAUAGUAAUAGUAUUAUCGUUAAUAAUAAUAAUAAUAAUAUUAACGGCUUGCUUGCCGCCAAGACUGUGAUAAAGGAGAGGCAGGAGUGGGAGAUCGACCCCCCUAAGCUCAUCAUCAAGACCGUGCUUGCCCGUGGCACCUUCGGCACCGUUCACCGUGGCAUCUACGACGGCCAGGAUGUAGCUGUUAAAUUGCUCGACUGGGGUGAGGAGGGUCAUAGGACGGAAGCUGAGAUUGCUUCAUUAAGGGCAGCUUUUUCACAAGAAGUUGCUGUGUGGCAUAAGCUAGAUCAUCCUAAUGUUACUAAGUUUAUAGGAGCAACAAUGGGCUCAUCAGAACUACAACUACAAACUGAUAAUGGUCAAAUUGGCAUGCCAAAUAGUGUCUGUUGUGUUGUUGUGGAAUAUCUUCCUGGGGGUGCUCUGAAAUCUUACCUCAUAAAAAACAGGAGAAGGAAGCUAGCUUUUAAGCUCGUCAUCCAGCUUGCACUAGAUCUUGCUAGAGGGUUGAGUUACCUUCACUCGCAGAAGAUUGUUCACAGAGAUGUAAAGACAGAGAACAUGCUAUUGGACAAGAAAACUACAGUAAAAAUCGCCGAUUUUGGGGUUGCUCGUGUUGAGGCUUCAAAUCCUAAUGACAUGACUGGGGAGACAGGGACACUUGGUUAUAUGGCUCCUGAGGUUCUCAAUGGCAAUCCAUAUAACAGGAAAUGUGAUGUGUACAGUUUUGGAAUCUGUUUGUGGGAGAUAUAUUGCUGUGACAUGCCAUAUCCCGACCUUAGCUUCUCAGAAGUGACUUCAGCUGUGGUUCGUCAGAAUCUGAGACCAGAGAUACCAAGAUGUUGCCCAAGCUCCCUAGCAAAUGUAAUGAAGCGAUGUUGGGAUGCCAACCCUGACAAGCGACCAGAGAUGGAAGAGGUAGUUUCCAUGUUAGAGGCAAUUGACACAUCAAAAGGUGGAGGUAUGAUCCCCGGCGAUCAGCCUCAGGGUUGUCUUUGCUUUCGCAAGCAUCGCGGUCCGUAAAUUCUUUGGUCCCAUAAACAACUUGGUGUAAUUAUUUUGAAGACCAGAGAGAUCUAGUCAAAGUUCUAGUGAAGAAGAUAGAAUUUGGGAUAGCUUGAUGAGAUAAACAGAUGGUGGUGGGUAUAGGCGGAGGAGCUGUGCUACACAUCUCACUUUGUUUGAUGAUGUAUAGCCCUUUUUUUUUUCUUUCUUUUUUUUCUUUUUUAAACAUAUUUUUUCUUAAAUACCUUUCCAGUUUACAAAAUAUGUGUAUUUAUUCUGGUUGUUGGACUGGCCCUGCAGCCUCUUUGUAAGAUCUCCCAUUGAUAUAGUAGUGAUAAUUGUUAUUGUUAUAAUCAACUUGAACCUCAGUGCCAUCUCAAUCUGGUAUGUGCUCUCAGCCAAAGCAUUUGGUUGAUGUAAUGCAAUAAUGAUUUUAGUUUCUCUUUAAGGAGACUUGUUUGCUA